Melopsittacus undulatus (budgerigar) is the source of this 858-nucleotide messenger RNA. RefSeq names its product TLR adaptor interacting with endolysosomal SLC15A4 (gene TASL). Lineage: Eukaryota; Metazoa; Chordata; Aves; Psittaciformes; Psittaculidae. The record is from RefSeq and is a predicted model, not a curated record. Gene Ontology annotation, biological process: regulation of toll-like receptor signaling pathway. The transcript has a single exon. The coding region runs from base 1 to 858 and encodes 285 amino acids.
AUGCUGUCGGAAGGUUACCUUUACAGAAUUGCCUACAUUUGUGAAGACCUGAACCGUGAGCUCUACAAUAAGAGUUUGGCUGAGGAAGUGGUGUAUGAAAUGAGGUCCAUUAAUUAUUCUUCCACAGAUGAAGCACAAGGAAAAAGCCUCCUUCAGAGAUGCAGAUAUGCUGGCAAGUGCAUUUCUUCUGUCUGCUCUAGAGGUAGCAAGCAUAGCAGGAGGCAGAAGGAUAAUCUACAACCUAUGCAGCACCCCGCAACCAUGGAGCAGCCAUCUCCAUCUAUGCAUGUCUGUGAGGGGCUGACAAAAAAAGAUACCUACCUGGUUCCUCCUUCCUGCAAGAGCAUUUGUAAAAACUACAAUGAUUUGCAUAUAGCUGGGGACUAUGUGGUACCGAUUAGCUCAGUGACGACAGAUUUUACCUGUGACAGUGGCAUCGGCCCCUUCUUGGAGUCUUCAGAAAUUCCUCCCCCCAUGGAGUCCAUGAGGGUCCCCCCCACCAGUGACACCAUUCGCAAACCAGGCCAAGGCUACUCCUCAUGCUGGCGGAUGGCGAGCUUAGUGCCCCACCAGCAGCCCCUCUCUGACUCAGCCCUGAACAACUAUCUUGAACAGAAGCUGGUGGAGCUCUAUAAGCAGUACAUCAUGGAUAGCACAGCAAACAGAGCAUCCCCCACUCACAUCCUGGCCUCGGAACUUAUCAUGACUAAUGUAGAUCAAAUCAGCAUGCAGAUAUCACGGGAGAGGAAUAUGGAGACCACCAAGGCCAAAGACAUUGUCAUUAGCCGCUUCUUACAAAUAGCCAGUGGAAAAAUAUCCUCAGAAAUUAGCACACCUAGUCUGCAUAUUUCCCCGUAA